Messenger RNA from Antrostomus carolinensis (chuck-will's-widow), 2338 nucleotides. RefSeq names its product spectrin beta chain, non-erythrocytic 1-like. Gene Ontology annotation, molecular function: phospholipid binding; protein binding. The record is from RefSeq and is a predicted model, not a curated record. The transcript is spliced from 8 exons. Bases 39 to 1127 code for a protein of 362 amino acids. Lineage: Eukaryota; Metazoa; Chordata; Aves; Caprimulgiformes; Caprimulgidae.
AGGAAAAGCUGCUGCAGCUGACAGAAAAGAGAAAAGAAAUGAUUGACAAAUGGGAAGACAGAUGGGAGUGGCUGAGACUGAUUUUGGAGGUACACCAGUUUUCAAGAGAUGCCAGUGUGGCUGAGGCUUGGCUGCUGGGACAGGAGCCCUACCUAUCCAGUCGUGAAAUAGGGCAAAGUGUCGAUGAAGUGGAAAAAUUAAUUAAGCGGCAUGAAGCAUUUGAAAAAUCUGCAGCUACCUGGGAUGAGAGAUUUGCAGCACUGGAAAGACUGACCACGUUGGAACUGCUGGAAGUACGUCGACAACAAGAGGAAGAAGAGAGGAAGAGACAGCCGCCCACUCCAGAGCCAAGCCCGAGGGCUGCAGAGGAUGCAGACUCCCAGCAGCAAUGGGAUGGGACAAAAGGAGAACAAGUUUCCCAAAAUGGUUUGCCAUCAGACCAGGAAUCUCCACGGGUGGCAGAAACUGCAGAAACAAAUGAAAUGGUCAAUGGAGCUGCAGAACAGAGGACAAGUUCGAAAGAGUCUAGUCCUGUUCCUUCUCCAACGGCAGACCGCAAAGCCAAGACAGCCAUUCAGGCACAGACUGCUGCUACCCUACCAGCCAAAACACAGGAGAUUCCUUCAGCUCAGAUGGAGGGCUUCUUACAUCGCAAACACGAAUGGGAGACACACAGCAAGAAAGCCUCGAGCAGAUCAUGGCAUAAUGUGUACUGUGUCAUAAACAACCAAGAGAUGGGCUUCUACAAGGAUUCAAAAGCCGCUGCUUCUGGGAUCCCCUACCACAAUGAGAUUCCUGUCAGCUUGAAAGAAGCAGUCUGUGAAAUAGCGGUUGAUUAUAAAAAGAAAAAGCAUGUGUUCAAGCUAAGGUUGACUGAUGGCAACGAAUACCUCUUCCAAGCCAAAGAUGAUGAGGAGAUGAACACGUGGAUUCAGGCCAUCACAUCAGCUAUCUCUUCUGAUAAAAUCGAAGUAUCCCCGACCACCCAGAGCACUCCAGCCUCCAGCCGUGCCCAGACCCUGCCUGCCAGUGUCACAAUAACCAGCGAGUCCAGCCCUGGCAAGCGGGAGAAAGACAAAGAGAAAGACAAAGAGAAAAGAUUCAGCCUUUUUGGUAAAAAGAAGUGAACUCCAUCUCCACACACUGCACUUCUCUGACCGUUCCAGUGGAAUUCCAGCAUGCGAGCUCAGAACCAAUACGUUACUCUCUGUGCCUCAUGUUCCUCAAUGUGAUUGACAUUUUUUUUAUUUAUAGAGCAUUUUAAACUAAAAAGCCAACAAAAAAGAAUCUAAAGUUACAAAUGUAUGAGGUGCAUUGGGCAGCUUCUGUAGGAGAGGGAGGACCAGGUUUUGGGGGUUUGUUUUGUUUUGUUUUUGUUUUUAAAAAAUGAAGUUAAUGUAGAUUAGAUCUUAAUAUUUAAACUGUUCCUCAAUUUUGUGAGGCUGUCUUGGAAAAUAACCCACUCCUAGUGCUAUUGGUAUGCAAGGCAGCGGUGCUUUCGAAUCUACUGUGCACAUCAAAAACCAAUGUACAAAUUUUCAAAAACGUUCACUUCCAUUUAAGGUUGUUAUGCUGAGUCUUGACUAGUAGAGCCUCCCAUUACAGUUCUAACAUUUAUUAAAACGAUAGUGUAUGAUCUUUGCCGUAACAGAGUGCAGGUAUGCAUUAACUUACAGACGAACCAUUUAUAUCCUGGCAUUGGUUAUUAACACAACCUGAAGCUUUUCUGCAUCGAGUACGACAGAUAAGAAUGUUGGUGUAAAAGGUGGAUUAGCAGGCUGAUACAGUUUUAAAUAAUCUGUAAUUUCAAAUUCUUUUUCUUGCUGAAAUACAUUAUAUUGUAUGUUUCAGAUAAUUCUAGUAUAAAGUAUAAUAAGACUAGAUGUAUAAUAAACCCUUUAAAAUCAUUGAUAAGUGUAAAAGUGGAACUGAAGCAUUUACUGGAAAAGUAAUGUUACUCAAAUGGUUACUUGCUUGUCAGCUGCAGCACUGUGUGUUAUAAUUUUGCUACAUUACCUUGCUCUUUGAUACAUAGUGUGCAUUUCUCUGUCACUGUAACUAUUGUAAUGAAAACUUUUCAUCUUACUGCACAAUCAAAAAUUACAUUUAAUAGGAAUGAACUUUCAAUGACUGGGCCUGUAGUCAAGAGUAGUACUGGAACUGGCUUUCAGUUGUAUUGAACUGUACCUCUAGACUUUUACCCUAUCUGUUAAAUAUAUGCUAUGUCAUUAAAUGCUUUUAAAACUAAAUAUGCUGGUUAAGUUUCUUAUUUCAUUUCUGACAAUGUUAAAGCAUAAUUUUGAAAGAGGAUCAAAAAUAAAGUUAUUUUAAAAUGUCA